Patiria miniata (bat star) is the source of this 1619-nucleotide messenger RNA. RefSeq names its product BTB/POZ domain-containing protein KCTD15-like. Gene Ontology annotation, biological process: protein homooligomerization. The record is from RefSeq and is a predicted model, not a curated record. Gene Ontology annotation, molecular function: protein binding. NCBI's taxonomy places the organism in Eukaryota, Metazoa, Echinodermata, Asteroidea, Valvatida, Asterinidae. The transcript is spliced from 2 exons. The coding region runs from base 313 to 1053 and encodes 246 amino acids.
AAGACGAAUCGACGGUGACCCGCACUUGUUUACCUUUUUUGACGGAACACGUGUUUGCUAUCGCCACAUCGAGUAAAAACCGGAUCAGCGUUCACUUAUUUCAGCAGUAGCCAAGUCAUUAUUAAGUUGUACAUUUUGUGAAGUUUCAUCGUCAGAGUGUUGGCUGUAAAUUUGGAAUAAUAAGUAACAUAACUGUCUAAGUUGUACGCGUUAAUCACGGCGAAAAAAGCGGAAAAGUCCGACUCUGUCUUCGCUGCAUCGCAACUGAAGGAAUUCAACUUCAAUUCAAGCAUAGGCAAGACAGGCCAAGACAUGGAAGACAUUGUGCGCCUAGACGUUGGAGGCGUCAAUUACACCACCAGCAGAUCAACACUGACGCGCUACCCCAACAACAUGCUCUAUUGUAUGUUCAACGGACCGUGGCAGCCUGCAGCGCGGGAUGCAGACGGAACCUACAUCAUCGAUAGAGAUGGCCCCACUUUUCGAGUCAUUCUGAACUUUCUCAGGAACGGUAAACUCUGCCUUCCAAAAGACUUCAAGGACUGGAGCCUUUUGGAGGCCGAAAGCAACUUCUACCAGAUCCAAGAGCUGGUCAACGCGGUGGCCACUUUCCAGCAAGAACUGGCCAUUGAGGAGGCCAUGAAGGAUCGGGAAGACAAACUCGCCCAACUGAAGGAAAGGGAAGAGGCUAGGGCAGCCAGAGAAUGUGAGUUCAUCGAGAUUGUUGCAAAGACCCGCGAUGUUGCCAAGAAGGGCAGAUUCAAGUACAUUGGGAGCCAAAAGACACUGGAGAGUAUCCCAUAUUUGCUGCAGUUCCUCAUUCCGUAUGGACCGCCUACUAUGGCAGAUGAGUAUUUCCUGUUGGAAGACGUGGAACGAAAUGGAGAAGCUGAGGAAGAACGGGAACAUGCAUUGAUUCAGGAGGACCCCAUGAAGAGAAUGACCAUAUUCCAACAAGUGACAAAGCUCGGGUUUGAGCUCGUUAGCGCGUCUCCCUGCCCCGAUGGGGAAUCGGAGAGCUGGGUAUUCUGCAGACCUGUUCAACGCCAGUAAGCUGUGUAACUGAUCGCUAGGGGUGUUGCACAAAUAAACAUGGUCUCUUUGUACAAAUAAUCCUCAACGGUUUUAUCAAGCGCCCGCCUUCUUCAUUAAAAAAAAAAGAAGAUGUUUAUGGUUCAUUAUUUACCUAUAAAAAAAUCAUAGCAAGAACGUUGUCACUUGUGUUUCUUUUGCAACAGGCAAAUUUACGAUCCACUUUUUUUUAUGGAAUUGUAGAAAAUGUUGGUGACCUGAAAUGCCUGCUUGUAUUUUAUGACUAAAACAUGCCAGACAAACAAAAAGAUGUUUUAAAUUUUGCCAGUAGUAUUUUAGCAAAACUGUGUUUGUUGUAUGGAGAUGCCAUUGUAGAUGUUGAGAUAUGAGGAUAUCUUGUCUUCUAUCUUUGUAUUAUUAUGUCAAACAUAUGUUAUUUUUGUACUAGCAUUGAUCUUUCUCAUACAUCAAUAUUGUAUAUACUGUAUAUUAAAGAUGUUGUUUAUGCCAAACUUUUUACAGCCGCGGGGCACAACUUUGUUUUUGAAUAAAACAUUGUGAACUGUUUUAAGUUCACUAGUACAUUA